AUGUUUGGACGAGCGCACUCCAUGUGGAUAAGAUACGAUAAGCCGAGUGCUCCAAAGCCCAAGCGAGCUCCUGGUAUCCCAUUAGCAAACAUGUCGAUCGAAGAAAUCAACGCCCGAAAAAGAGAGCAGAACAGAGCUGCUGCGCAACGCUAUCGCGAGAAGAAAAGAAACUGUAAAGAGACGGAGAAAGAAGAGAGAAUCAUGCUGGAGGAGGAACGACUUGAGAAGCGCAACUCUUUCCUACGCGCAGAAGCUGUACGUCUUCAGGACGAGAUAGAUGAGCUUAGGAAGGCGAUCCUUGGAGGAGUUGCAGUGCGAUAG
Ostertagia ostertagi is the source of this 321-nucleotide messenger RNA. Lineage: Eukaryota; Metazoa; Nematoda; Chromadorea; Rhabditida; Trichostrongylidae. The record is from the annotation of a GenBank genome assembly.